Messenger RNA from Cladophialophora immunda, 2630 nucleotides. Its product is annotated as hsp72-like protein. Gene Ontology annotation, molecular function: ATP hydrolysis activity; ATP binding; misfolded protein binding. Gene Ontology annotation, biological process: protein refolding; vesicle-mediated transport; cellular response to unfolded protein. Gene Ontology annotation, cellular component: plasma membrane; cytosol; cytoplasm. The coding region runs from base 398 to 2359 and encodes 653 amino acids. Lineage: Eukaryota; Fungi; Ascomycota; Eurotiomycetes; Chaetothyriales; Herpotrichiellaceae. The record is from RefSeq and is a predicted model, not a curated record. The transcript has a single exon.
CUCUGGGCGAGACGAACAAGCAGGGCGUUCACGGUGAAUCGUAGCGAUGCUUCAGGUAGCUUCACAGCCCACUUCCAGGUACCGCCUGCGCCAGCUGGAAGAGGCCGGCAGCUUCCAGUGGGAACCAGUCCUGCAGCUAGAACAGUCACCAUAGUUCCACGCACUUCUUCACGCUUCUACCACCUGCGUCCCGCCCUCGCCUUGGCAAAAUUUUGACAACAACGAAAUCCCAUAAAUCUCUGUGAUCAGGCUCUGCCAGCCCUCUUUCUCACCAUCAGAUCACACAUUCAGAAACAACUCCUCUAUCAGGAACGAACAGUCUUUCCAAAAGACUCUUCAUAAUACACCUUAUUCCCUUACCACACCCAUCCCAUUUUCCUUCCAUCCUCCAGUAAUCAUGGCACCAGCCAUUGGUAUCGAUCUAGGUACAACCUACUCGUGUGUAGGCGUCUUCCGAGAUGACCGCAUCGAGAUUAUUGCCAACGACCAGGGCAACCGAACCACUCCCUCGUUCGUUGCUUUCACCGACACAGAGCGUCUGAUUGGUGAUGCCGCAAAGAACCAAGUCGCGAUGAACCCUCACAACACCGUCUUUGACGCCAAGCGACUGAUUGGUCGGAAAUUCAGCGAUGCCGAAGUCCAAGCCGACAUGAAGCACUUCCCCUUCAAGGUCAUUGACAAGGGUGGCAAGCCAGUCAUCCAGGUGGAGUUCAAAGGUGAAGAGAAGCAGUUCACACCCGAAGAGAUCUCCUCCAUGGUCUUGACCAAGAUGAGAGAGACUGCGGAGUCAUACCUCGGUGGCACAGUCAACAACGCAGUCAUUACUGUCCCUGCCUACUUCAACGACUCUCAGCGCCAAGCUACCAAGGAUGCUGGUCUGAUCGCAGGCCUCAACGUCCUCCGUAUCAUCAACGAACCCACUGCUGCCGCCAUUGCCUACGGUCUCGACAAGAAGGCUGAGGGUGAGCGCAAUGUCCUCAUCUUCGAUCUUGGUGGUGGUACUUUCGAUGUUUCUCUCUUGACCAUUGAGGAGGGUAUCUUCGAAGUCAAGUCCACUGCCGGCGACACUCACUUGGGUGGUGAAGACUUCGACAACCGUCUUGUCAACCACUUCGUUAACGAAUUCAAACGCAAGCAUCGGAAAGACUUGAGCAGCAAUGCUCGGGCUCUGCGUCGUCUCCGAACUGCCUGUGAGCGUGCCAAGCGCACCCUGUCCUCGUCUGCACAGACCUCUAUCGAAAUCGAUUCCCUCUACGAAGGCAUCGACUUCUACACCUCGAUCACCCGAGCCCGUUUCGAAGAGCUCUGCCAGGAUCUCUUCCGAUCUACUAUGGAGCCUGUGGAGCGUGUCCUGCGUGAUGCCAAGAUCGACAAGUCUUCCGUUCACGAAAUCGUCUUGGUCGGUGGUUCCACCCGUAUCCCCAGAAUCCAGAAGCUUGUUUCCGACUUCUUCAACGGCAAGGAGCCCAACAAAUCAAUCAACCCCGAUGAGGCCGUCGCCUACGGUGCUGCCGUCCAAGCCGCUAUCCUGUCUGGUGACACCUCGUCCAAGUCGACCAACGAGAUCUUGCUCUUGGAUGUCGCGCCACUGUCCCUCGGUAUCGAGACUGCUGGUGGUGUCAUGACUCCUCUCAUCAAGCGCAACACCACCAUCCCCACCAAGAAGUCCGAGACCUUCUCCACCUUCUCUGACAACCAGCCUGGUGUGCUUAUUCAAGUCUACGAGGGUGAGCGUGCUCGCACCAAGGACAACAACCUGCUUGGCAAGUUCGAACUUUCCGGUAUUCCCCCUGCUCCCCGUGGUGUUCCCCAGAUCGAGGUCACAUUCGAUCUUGAUGCCAACGGAAUCAUGAACGUCUCUGCCGUCGAGAAGGGCACUGGCAAGUCGAACAAGAUUGUCAUCACCAACGACAAGGGUCGUCUGUCCAAGGAAGAGAUCGAGCGCAUGCUUUCUGAGGCCGAGAAGUACAAGGCCGAAGACGAGGCUGAGUCUGCUCGUAUCAGCGCCAAGAACGGCUUGGAGUCGUACGCCUAUUCUCUCAAGAACACCUUGGCCGACUCCAAGGUCGAUGAGAAACUCGACGCAUCCGACAAGGAGAAGCUCAAGUCCGAAAUCGACAAGAUCAUCUCGUGGCUCGACGAGAACCAGACCGCCACCAAGGAAGAGUACGAGUCUCAACAGAAGGAGCUUGAGGGUGUUGCCAACCCCAUCAUGAUGAAAUUCUACGGCGCUGGUGGUGAAGGUGGCAUGCCCGGUGGAAUGCCUGGUGGUGGUAUGCCCGGCGGCCCUGGCGGAUUCCCUGGCGCUGGCGGUGCUGGCCACGGCGAUGACGGCCCAACUGUCGAGGAGGUUGACUAAAUGGUUUCAUAAACGACCAAAAGCACUUGAUCAUGAGCGGCUUGAAUUCUUGUGUCAAUCAUACCGGCGUUGGCGGUGUCAAUGGGAUAUGGAAAUGAUACCUCUUGCAUGGCAUAGAGUUUUUUUCGGCAUCAUCCUGUGAGUGGAUUGAUCAAUGAGGUUUACGGGAUCAUCGCAACAAGUCCGAUGGUCACUGGGGGAAGAGAGUCAGAGGAAAAGACCUGGCAGCUUAGAGUUAGCUUUCAAUGCCAACACUUCAUAUUUCAAAAUA